GUAGGCAGGCCCCCGGGCUGCAGCGCUGACCUCUCCCCGCUCCCAGACUUCCUCCCCUUGAAGUGCGAUGCCUGCGAGCAGAUCUUCUGCACCGACCACAUCGCUUACGCCCAGCACGACUGCACCUCUGCCUACAAGAAGGAUGUGCAGGUCCCUGUGUGUCCCCUCUGCAACACCCCGGUCCCCGUGAGGCGGGGGGAGAUGCCCGAUGUUGUGGUGGGUGAGCACAUUGACCGUGACUGCAAGUCCGACCCCGCACAGCGCAAGCGCAAGAUCUUCACCAACAAGUGUCUGAAGCCUGGCUGCAAGCAGAAGGAGAUGAUGAAGGUGAUCUGUGACCAGUGCCACAAGAACUACUGCCUCAAGCACCGGCACCCCCUGGACCAUGACUGCAGUGGGGCAGGGCGUCCCCUCUCCAAAGCAGGGCACGCUGCGGUCGCGAGAGCACAGGCGUCCUCCUCCAAAACAGUCACCGCAUCGAGCAGUGGAGCUGCCCGGCCAGCAGACAGCCCCUCUUCUCCAGCCCCCGCCAGAGGAGGCAGAGCAGCUGCAGCUCGCAGCACCUCCCCUCCAGCUGUCAUGCUGCAGAAUGGGCUGAGUGAGGAAGAGGCACUGCAGCGAGCUCUGGAGAUGUCCCUGGCAGAGUCAGCACGCAACUCAGCACAGACACCCAGCACGCAGGAGGAGGAGGAUCUGGCCCUGGCCCAGGCGCUGUCAGCGAGCGAAGCCGAGUACCAGCAGUCGCAGCGGCAGGCGCAGGGCUCGAAGCCAUCCAACUGCAGCAUGUCGUAG
Leptosomus discolor (cuckoo roller) is the source of this 792-nucleotide messenger RNA. The record is from RefSeq and is a predicted model, not a curated record. Lineage: Eukaryota; Metazoa; Chordata; Aves; Leptosomiformes; Leptosomidae.